AACCACACACUACUACUCACUAAAAAUUAAAGAAGUAGCUAAAGCUAAUAUGGCAAAGGCUUUCGUCUUCUUCUCAUUGCUGCUUCUUCAAACACUACUCAUCAUGAUCAUUGCAACAAGCCAUGUUCAUGGAAUGUUUCAACUAAAAGAAGCAACCAUCGACGAAAUCCAAAGCGCUUUUGCGCGAAACGAAAUCACAUCAAAGCAUCUAGUUAAGUUGUAUAAAGAUGAGAUCUUUAAAAGAAACCCUAUCCUUCGUGGCGUCUCGGAUCUAAAUCCGGACGCAGAAUUUGAGGCUGAGAAAGCCGACGAAGAGCGCUUGGCGGGAAAAAGAGGGACAAAGUUGAGUGGAAUACCGGUGUUGGUAAAGGACAACAUUGAUUUCAAAAAGAAGAAGAUGAGUACCACGGCCGGUUCGUAUGCGCUUCUUGGGUCGGUGGUGGCGGAGGACGCUUUUGUGGUGAAGAAGUUGAGGGAGGCUGGGGCCAUAAUUCUUGGCAAAGCCACCUUGAAGCAGUGGAAUGGUUUUAGGUCUUACAAUAUGCCUGGUGGUUGGUCUGCCUAUGGUGGCCAAGGCAAGAACCCUUAUAACUUGAGCAAUGAAGUGUGCGGAUCAAGCAGUGGAUCAGCAAUAUCAAUGGCAGCAAACUUUGCAACGGUGUCGUUAGGGACUGAAACCGAUGGCUCAAUAAUUUGUCCUGCAGCAUACAACUCAAUCGUUGGAAUCAAACCCACCGUUAACCUCACUAGCAGAUCCGGCGUGAUCCCUAUUUCUCUAAGACAAGAUUCCGUUGGAAAGAUGAAGGGACUGUGAAUGCCUCAAAACACAUUCCAGAGGGUGGCUAUGCUCAAUAUCUGAAUCCUCGUGGUCUACAAGGAAAAAGACUUGGAAUCUUGAGAUACCCUGAUUCUUUUAAUAAUUUUCCUGAAAAUUCUGUCGAGAAUGCUACAUAUCAACAACUCUUCCAAAUAAUGAGGGAUCAAGGAGCGACACUUGUGGAUGACAUAGUAAUUGAGAAGACUGAAGAGAUUUAUGAGAAUGAAAUGAUAGCAUUGUUAGCUGAGCUCAAGAGAGACUUGAAUUCUUAUCUGGCAAACCUCGUGUCUUCACCUAUGCGAUCCCUCACAGAUCUCAUCAUCUUCAACUAUAAACACUACGUCCUUGAGAAAAUCAUUGAAUAUCCACAAGACAUGUUUCUAGAUGCAAACAAGUUCGAUGGAAUAAGCAAAGAAGUUCAAGAAGCAAUAUCAAAUCUAGAAAGACUUUCGAAAGAUGGGUUUGAGAAGAUGAUGAAGGAGAAGAAGCUUGAUGCAUUGAUAUAUGUGGGACAAAAAUUGGUUCCAUUUUUAGCGGUUGGUGGUUACCCAGCAAUAACAGUGCCUGGUGGAUACAACAAUGAGAAUAUGCCAUUAGGUGUUUCCUUUGGAGGAUUAAAGUAUUCAGAACCAACUCUUAUUGAAAUUGCUUAUUCUUUUGAACAAGCUACCAAGAAACGUAGGCCUCCUCCUGAUGAUGUAAUCAUACUGCAAGUACCACAAGGCAGGAGCAGCCGAGCAGCUCGAUUUAAUAAAUAUUAAUAACAUAAAUAUGUCCUAAAAGAUUUUGGAAUCCACUUCUAGAUUUUUAUGGUAAAAAAUAUAAGGUAAUUAAGUUUUUAAGAAAAAUUUGCGACUACUUAUAUGUCUUGAGAAAAAAAAAAGUGUCAAGUUCGUUUCUGAAAAAUUAUAGCAUUGAACUUCUAGUUUUUUUUUUUUUAUUACCUAAUAUUUUUUUUUUAUAAAUUAAACGCAAAAUCUUUUAGGACUUAUUUAUGCUAUUACUCUAUAAUAAAUUUGUGUGAAUUGAAUAAAUUGGCGAAUUAGUUAGAAUUGUUGUUUAAUAUAAUGGUACUCACACAUUAGGUGAUGAGUACAAAGUGUUCUGAGUGAUGUGGCUUUGUCAUCCCCCUUGUGAGAUGAAAGCAAUGAAAUAAGUAGCAUCUUGAUGCUGUCAAUGUGUAAGUUUAAUUAGUUUAUUGUUUCAAGUUUUCUGAUGUAAGCACAUGAUUUAUGUCAUAAAUUCACAAUAUUUUAAUAAAAAAAUAUUG
Molecule: messenger RNA, 2087 nt
Organism: Arachis ipaensis
Lineage: Eukaryota; Viridiplantae; Streptophyta; Magnoliopsida; Fabales; Fabaceae
Source: RefSeq, a predicted model, not a curated record